AUGGCAUCGCAAAAGAAUAAUGACAAAUAUGGAUAUCCAAAGCUCCUCAACAACGGUGAUUACACAGGGGCCAUUAUAAACACUCCUAUUAAGCCUUUGGAUGCUCUCCAAACCAACUGUACGGAACACAUGGUUGUCUGGCAAUGGGAUGAAUGCACUGGUUGGCAAGCUCCAGAAAUUCGACCUUAUGGACCGCUACCUAUAAUGCCUAGCGCCAGUGUUCUUCAGUACGCAACAGAAUGUUUUGAGGGUAUCAAAAUCUAUCGAGGGUAUGACGAUCGGUUACGGGUGUUCCGGCUGCACCUCAACUGCGAACGGAUGCUGAAAUCAUCUCUUCGCGUGGGGUUGCCCGCAUUUGAUCCGGUUCAUUUUGAGUCCAUUCUUAUGCAAUUCGGAGCGUUGGAGGCUGAAAAAUGGCUUCCUAGCGGUCAAACCGGUCAAACAUUAUAUCUGCGACCAACCCAUAUUGGGACAACGGCUGCUCUUGGAUUACAGAAGCCUCGACAAUCUUUGUUAUACGUCAUUGCGACAUUGCUGCCAGGCUUCUCUACUAAAGGAAAUGGUAUGAAAUUACUAACUUCACCAACCGAAGUUGUUCGCGCUUGGCCAGGGGGAUUCGGGAAUCGAAAGCUUGGAGGCAAUUAUGGGCCAACUCUUCCUGCACAUGAAGCGACCCUUCAGGCAGGUUUUGAUCAAGUGCUCUGGCUCUUUGGACCUGAGGGAUUCGUUACCGAAGCAGGAGCGAGUAACUUUUUUGUCGUAUGGAAGACGAAAACAGGUGACAUUGAGCUUGUCACCGCAGGCCUAGAUAAUGGCACAAUAUUGGAAGGCAUUACACGGUACAGUGUUUUGGACUUGGCACGGUCCAAAAGCUGCCAAAUGUCAGCUUGGCAAUACCAUGAACAUAUCCUUCCUCCGUUGACGGCUGUCGAAAGAGAUUUCUCUAUAAAUGAGAUUCAAGAUGCCGCGGUAGAAGGUCGACUUAUUGAAGCUUUUGCAGCAGGAACUGCGUAUUUUAUCACAUCUGUCGAAGUUAUCCACCACCAAGGAAAAGAUAUACAAAUACCUCUUCCAGCUGCCGGAUCUGCAUCAUACGCUUUGUUGAUUAAAGAAUGGUUGUCAGAUAUUGUAUUCGGUGUACAGGGCUCUCACGAAUGGACUACAGAGAUUUAG
Trichoderma virens Gv29-8 is the source of this 1173-nucleotide messenger RNA. RefSeq lists its product as uncharacterized. The record is from RefSeq and is a predicted model, not a curated record. Bases 1 to 1173 code for a protein of 390 amino acids. Gene Ontology annotation, molecular function: branched-chain-amino-acid:2-oxoglutarate transaminase activity. Gene Ontology annotation, biological process: L-valine biosynthetic process; L-leucine biosynthetic process. The transcript is spliced from 2 exons. Gene Ontology annotation, cellular component: mitochondrion. NCBI's taxonomy places the organism in Eukaryota, Fungi, Ascomycota, Sordariomycetes, Hypocreales, Hypocreaceae.